Messenger RNA from Penicillium concentricum, 342 nucleotides. RefSeq lists its product as uncharacterized. The transcript has a single exon. Lineage: Eukaryota; Fungi; Ascomycota; Eurotiomycetes; Eurotiales; Aspergillaceae. The record is from RefSeq and is a predicted model, not a curated record. Bases 1 to 342 code for a protein of 113 amino acids.
AUGGGUCUCAACAGGGUGAGACCAAAAGUCGAUAAUAUUGAAUAUCACAUCAACUUCUCAAGAAGUUCAGAAUCGGGAUCACCUCCGGCUUGGUUUAACGAGACUUGGGACAACGAUCCCGAGAUUCGACGCUUCCUGUUUGAGAACGAGGUUUCUCGCGACCAGGUGAGCUGGCGAUUUUGCGCAAUCUACCACAUCCCUCGCUACGAACCAAACAUUAUCAUCGAUACGUGCCCUUCUCCCUCUCCUGCUCCCCCGGUCCUGUCACAACCGGCGGUUGUAACUUCAAAGCUCGACCACACCAAGGAGCUAGCAAGCUCCUCAGAGCUGUACUGUGCCUGA